GGGCCGGAAGUGGCGUUGUGGCCGCGCUCCCUUCGCGUCAUGGCGGCGCUGGAGCGCGCCCUGCGGACCGCGGCGGCGGAGCUGUGCCAGGCCGGGGAGGGGGCGGCGGCGGCGGUGCUGGGCGCGGUGCGGGCCGCCCUGGCGGAGGCGGGGGGCCCGGCCGCCCUCGGGGAGCGGGAGCGGGCGCUGUACGGCGCCUUCCUGCGGGGCCUGGCCCGGGCGCCCCCCGCGGCGCGGCCCGAGGGCCUGUGGCAGAGCUGCUUCCUGGAGGGCCCGCCCGGCCUGGCGCUCGGCGCCCUGCUGGAGGCCCUCGCCUCCCCAGGCCCUAACAUUCGUCUGGGGGAGGUCGUUGCGGUGCUGGAGCAGUUCCUGCAGGAAGGACGGAUUUCAGCUCUGAUGUGGGAUGUCUGUCAGCAGCAAGUGCAGGCUGGCUCGCCUGAGCUGCAGGAGGCCCUGCUCAACAAGGUCGUAUGUUUGCCUGAUCACGUGAGCAAUAAACUCCAAGGGAACCCCCCCCCAGUAUUCUUCCCACAGAACUACUUUCCGUUCUUGGGUGGUGCGAUUAUCCAGGUGCUGCAGAAGAUCUCAGAGUCUCUGAGAGGUGGCUUGGAUUGCUCAAUCUCUUUUGUUUCUCAUGUCCUGGGGAAGGUAUGCGUUCAAGGAAGACAAAAGGAAAUUCUGAGUGUUUUGGUACCCCAUCUAACGGAUCUCACCAAGUCAGACUGCAUCUGGCAAAGAAUAUGCUGGCGGUUGGUUGAAUGUGUGCCAGACCGCUGGAUGGAAGCAGUAGUCCUUGGUUUUGUGCAGACAGCACCUGGGGCAGAUGUCUUGUCUAGGUUGCUGGGUAACCUGGUUGUGAAAAACAAGAAAGCUCAGUUUGUGGUGACACAGAAGGUGCUGCUCUUGCAGUAUGGCCACACGACUGCAGUGCUGCAGAACCUCCUUGGCUACCUGUCCCUGGAUAGCCUUCGGCGUCCCUUACUGAUCAAAGUGCUGCAAGAACUUUUGGAGACCUGGGGCAGCAGCAGUGCUGUGAAACACUCUCCACCUGAGCAGCAGCAGUACAUUAGCAAGGCCAUCCUUAUCUGCCUCUCCCACCUGAAGGAGCCUGAAAUUGAGAGCUGCAGACAAGGGCUUCUCACAAGCAUGAUGGAGGGUGUGAAAUGCCAUUUAGACAGCAAUCUACCACAAAUACGGCGUCUGGGAAUGAUUGUGGCAGAGAGCAUUAGUUCAAAAAUAAACACUGACGGACCUGUCCUGAAGUUUCAGUACAAAGAAGAUGACGAAGCAAGAGAACUGAAGUCCCUUCUGGUGCAGGCUCCACCGUUCUGUGUUGUCCCCAGCCUUCCAGAUGAUGACAGGAAUGAGCAAGCAGAUGCUGCACUGCCAUUGGUGUUGGAAGGUAACAAGAAAUCACAUACAGAAGCCCCUGUGGUGCCAGACGAGGAGUUGGAUGCUGAGCUGGACAGUGAUGAUGACCUUAUGCCUUACGACAUGUCAGAGGAUAAAGAACUAAAAACUAAGGCUCCUGUGUAUAUCCGAGACUGUAUUGAAGUCCUGACGGGAUCUGAAGAUGUGGACAGAUGGGAAGCUACAGUCAAGGCUCUUGAGGGCUUGGUUCGAAAGAAUCCAGUAGCAACAAGAGAGGUUAGUGUCGAGCUGGCAAAAAUAUUAUUACAUUUGGAGGAGAAGACCUGCAUCGAAGGCUUUCUGGAGCUCCGUCAGAGAGCUCAAGUAGCUGUUUUAACCACAGAUCCAAUACCUGUAGCAAAGUACUUGACCUCUCAGUUCUACGCUCUGAACUACAGUCUUCGUCAGCGCAUGGACAUUCUCGAUGUAUUGGUUCUGGCAGCUCAGGAGCUGUCCUAUCCCAAAUCCCGUGGGAAGACCACACGCCCUGGUGCCCAAAAACCUUGUAUCCAGCCACUUCCUGGAAGUGACAGCUCUAAGGGCUGGAGAAGAAUUGUUGAUGAGAGGAUCAAAAGCAAGACUCGGAGAUUUGCUACGGGUCAGUCUCAAGUGGAACUGGCUUCUGGCCCAAAUGAGUUCAGUUCUGUGGCUGGGCACUUCUUUUUCCCGUUGAUUCAGCACUUUGACAGGCCUUUGACAACAUUUGAUCUCCUGGGGGAGGAUCACUUUGUCCUUGGAAGACUGGUCCACACUUUAGCCACCCUGAUGUACUUGGCUGUCAACACUGUGGCAGUUACUGCAAUGGGAAAGGCACUGCUGGAGUUUGUUUGGGCUCUGCGUUUCCACACCGACCCGUACGUGCGCCAGGGUCUUCUGUCCUGUAUCUCCUCCACGCUCCUCAGUGUCCCUACAGAGUGUCUGCUGGAAGACGUGACAGAGGAGCUUUUGGAGACUCAGUCCUGGCUGGGAGAUGUGGUGGAGAAAGAUCCAGAUGGGGAUUGCAGGAGGCUGGCCUUGCAGAACUUGCUACUAAUGGAGGAUCUGAAAAAGAAACUCUGAACUGUCUCUUCCUAGCUGAAGGUAAAAGAAAUGACCUUCACCUCCUACUUGCCAGCUGGAUGAGUGUAGGCACUGCUGGGGCCCCUUCAGCAGUCACCUGGCUGGAGAAGAGGAAGAAGGGGGAAGGGUGCAGAGCCGUAAGCCAGCGAACCUGACUUGACAUCUGGACUUUGUAGUGGAGGCCAAUUUAGUGAGCUACUGCUAUCCGGUACGGAGUGUACAGAUGCAGGAAGGUAGGCAAGCGCUGCCAUCCUCCCCCCCGCCUCCCCAGCCCCCACCCCCAGCUAUUUAUAACCUUGGCAGGUUUGAACACUCUGCUAAAAAUACAGGGAAGAUCUCAUAGCAGACUUCUUGUCAGAAAAACAGGAGGGCUGGAGAGGGCUGCUUACCUCCCAGGGUGAAGGCUGUGACGUGCCCGUAGGGAUCCCAUGUCUUCCAGCAGCUGGCAUGUGGUGGAACCCGGCCUGCUGUUCAAAGGGGUGGCACGGCGCCGGGAGUGACUGAUGAGAUGCAAGAACUGAAUAGUUACACCGAACUCCUGAAAAUGUGCCAAACCUUAAAGGCUUGAGCUAGAGCUGUGCUGUGGUUAGGAAGGCACAAAGCAGAAAUCCUUUUUGUAUAAUCUUAGUACAGAAAUAAGUUUCUAUUAAAGGACAAGUAACGUCCAGGUUUUGACCUUAAAAUCCACCCCCCGCCUUCUUCCCUGAAAACGUACAAUUUAAAAACUUCAUAUUCACCCUAAGUUUUGGAGCAAGUCACGAAACAGGAAAAUCAUUCAAAGCAGAAGGGCUGUUUGGUAUGAAAUGUGUGAGGAGUGACUCUAAAUACAGCUUCCUGGGACAGCGUAACAGGCUUAAAAGUGAGCGAAACCUUAGUUACCUAUGUUGGGCUUCACUUCUCGUGGUGACUUAUGUUACUUAUGCCAGGGAAGAAAUGUACAUCCUCAAAUCUGACUAGGAUAGAGUGGCUUAAUGUAACUGUGGUGUUUGGAAAAGAAGCCUCACUUGCUCAGGGUGACCCAGCUUGGACCCCGUGACCUCCAGAGGUCCCUUCCAGCCGUUGUGGGAGUCAAAGGUUUAGUCCAGAUUCUUGUAAAAGGUAGCUCUAGCUUGUGACCCUGUGUUUUGUAUUUAAAUACAAAAGCUCUGGGUUGGAGGAAGCCUCCCUUCAUUCUGCAACAGGGGAGUAGUUUUGACUUUUAGCCAAGCUCCUACUCAAAGGGGACAGAGAUUGUUUUCAGACGUUCUGACUUCUAGGGAAUGACAAAUCAGUUAGCACCUCAGCAGAUCAAAGUUGUACUUGAAAAUUUUGUCGAUUCAGGAGUUGUCACCUCAGUUACUCAGCUCUUUUCUGUACUGGGAAAAAGGCCUGAAGUUAUGAUAUGGAGUUCUUGUUAGUUUUUUCCCUCUCAAAUUUAUUAAAAUACUGAAACCAGUUUGUGAAUCUUUUUAUGUAGUGUUUGAAGUAAUUAACUUCAAUACUGUUGCUUGUACAGUCAAGCAGAAAAAAUAAAUUCUUGGUAAUAACCAAAAA
Messenger RNA from Falco peregrinus (peregrine falcon), 4002 nucleotides. It is a transcript of the gene TELO2, whose product is annotated as telomere maintenance 2. The transcript is spliced from 20 exons. Gene Ontology annotation, cellular component: cytosol. Gene Ontology annotation, biological process: telomere maintenance via telomerase; protein stabilization. Bases 40 to 2469 code for a protein of 809 amino acids. Gene Ontology annotation, molecular function: telomeric repeat DNA binding; Hsp90 protein binding. NCBI's taxonomy places the organism in Eukaryota, Metazoa, Chordata, Aves, Falconiformes, Falconidae. The record is from RefSeq and is a predicted model, not a curated record.